GUGUGGAGAGAGAGAGAUAGAGAGAGGGGGAGGGAGGGAGAGAGGGAGAAACUACCCAACCCCAGCAGCGCGUAGAGGCGUCAGACGGCCGCCAGAGCAUCCCAGUUGCGCACUGAACGGAGGCCCCAUCGACGUUUCGCAGCGCCAGAAGCAGCUGGAGAAGAAGUGCACAUCGCCGGGCACACGGCCACGUUUACAGUCAGUAAUGGAGAGCCUGCUGGAUAAUCCCAUGAAAGCCGUUCUUUACCUGAAGGAGCUCACCACUAUCGUCCAGAACCAGCAGAGCCUGAUCCAGACGCAGCGCCAACGCAUCGACGAACUGGAGCGAAAGGUGGAGGACCUGAUAGGAGAGAACCGACAGUUGCGCGACCCCCAUCACUACGUCCAGCAGCCUCCUCCUCCUCAGCAGCAGCAGCAGCAGCAUCACCACCACCACCACCACCACCCGAGUCACCGCAGCGCCAGUCCUCAGGCGCCGGCCAACCUCCAUCAGCACCCGGGGAGCAACAAAGCCGCGGCUCAUCUCGGCCAGCAGGCGCAGCAGCAGCCGCCUCCGCCUCCGCCACCGCAGCAGCAGCAGCAUCAGCCGCAUCAGCAGCAUCAUCAUCAGCAUCAGCAGCAGCAGCAGCCGCAGCCGAUCCCCGGUCUAUCGGCCCAGCCUCAGCAGCAUCCGACCCCGCCUGCGCCGUCACCGCACCACCCGCAGCAGCUGCAGCUCGUCCCGACCUCGCCGCAGUCGCCCAAAGCGAGCCAAGCCAGCCCGGACUCCGGCGAGGAGGACAAGAGGAGCCCGUGCUGCAAGUCCCUCGUUCCGCAGACUCCCACCACGCUUUGCCGCUCCGUGGGACUCGCGAGGAAAGCGGACAACCAAACAGUGCUCCACCAGUUCUGCUGCCCCGCCCCAGAGGCCCCUGAGGGGGAGGCUUCUACUGCCUGUGUCCCCAGCGAUGACCUUUCUCCAGACUCGUCUAUUGGGGAGGAAGGGAAGGGAGGAGAGGGGGAGCUGGAGAGUGAGGUUGAGUCGAAACCGGAGCCUCGGCCCGAGCAACAGCAGCAAGAGGUUCGGCCGCAGGAUCCACCGCCGCGGCCUCGCUGCGAGCCCCAGCCACAGACUCCGCCUCCGGCCCGGCCCGAAGGCGACCGGCAGCCGGAACCCGAGCCCCGGUUCGCGCCGGAGCCCCAGCCUCCGGCCGAGCCUCAGCCCGAGCCUCAGCCUCAGCCCGGAGCCGAGGCUCAGGGCGAGGAGGAAGAGGAGGAGGAGGAGGAGGCGGCGGCGCGGGUCGCCUCUGAAGCGCCUUCACCCCGUCGGGAGGAGCAGAUGGCGGCGGAGCAAGAGGAGGAAGCGCUGGACGAAGUUGUGGAGGCAAAGGGAAAGCAAGAGGGAGACGAGGCGCGGGCCGGGCGCCGAGAAGAAGAAGAAGAAGAAGAGGAGGAGGAGGAGGAGGUGGUGGUGGUGCAGGAGCAGAAGGAGCAGGAGGUGGAGGCGGUGGUGGAGGAGGAGGAAGGGGGAGGAGCAAAGGGAGGUGGGGCGGGGAGGAGGGCCAGCCUGCACCACACAGCUUCGCCCUUGAGGGUGCAGCGCAACGGGGCCGGCUCACACUCCACCACCUCCGACUAUGAGCUCUCGCUUGACCUCAAAAACAAGCAGAUCGAAAUGUUAGAGCACAAAUACGGCGGCCACCUCAUAUCCCGCCGCGCUGCCUGCAAGAUCCAGACCGCCUUCCGCCAGUACCAGCUCAGCAAGAACUUCGAGAAGAUCCGCAAUUCGCUACUGGAGAGUCGCCUGCCUCGACGCAUCUCCCUGCGCAAGGCCCGCGUGCAGAACACGGAGGGCUUCUCUGCUGAACGGGCCCUGGCAGAAGGCUACAACUUGACAGGCAUCCCAUUGGUGCGCUCGCCAUCUCUGCCUGCCACAGUUGGUGGCACCCUGACCGACCUGGAAGACUCGUUCACUGAACAGGUCCAGUCGCUGGCAAAGUCCAUAGACGAUGCACUCAGCAACUGGAGCCUGAAGACCAUGUGCUCGCUGCAGGAAGGCGGCACCUACCAGUUCGGCGGCGACCCCUUCGGCGCUGCCGCCGCAGCGGCAGCGGCUGCGGCAGGAGGCGAAGGAUGUGUUGGGGGAGAGUCGACGCUUAUUCAAGGCCCACUCGACCCCAGUGACCUGUCGAGGAGUGCGAGCAAGCUGAUGAUGGCGUUCCGGGAUGUGACGGUGCAGUUCGACAGCCAGAAGUUCUGUGUUUCAUCCUCAGUCGUGGAAUCGUCCACCGUCACCCUCGGCACCUGCGUCCAGCAGGACGGAGCCCCGCCGGCCGUCACUUCCACUCCCACGAAGACAAACUUCUUUCCAGUCUUCGCCCCUUGCGGCCUCCCGCAAGAACCCCCUCCUCCCCCCGCAGAGCUCCCAGCCGAACCCAUAGACCCGCCGCCCCCCCCACAGGAGCCCCCGCCGCCCCCGGAAUCCGACUUUGAAGAAGGGGAGCAGUACGUCGAGUUCCCUGCCCCUCCGCCGAGCGAAGAGGAGCUCGGGGAGGACAACCAGCCUCCCCUGACCCCUCUGGAUAAGAUGGCCGCUCCCCAAAGCCCGGAGGACGUGGCGGCGGUGGCGCCGCCGGCCGCGGAGCUCCCUCGUGCCGCGCCACCGCUGCUGGGCAGCUCGCCGCCCGCGGCGGCGCCCCUGGAGGUCGAGAGGUGCAGCUCAGAGACGCCGGACAACAGCUCGGAGCAGAUGAGCAGCAGCAGCACGUCCACGGAGGCCCGCUCCACAUCCGAGGCCUCGUCCAAGGAGGCUCUGCAGGCCAUGAUCCUCAGCCUGCCGCGCUACCAAUGCGAGAACCCGGCCAGCUGUAAAUCACCCACGCUGUCCACCGACGUCAUGCGGAAACGCCUCUACCGCAUCGGCCUCAACCUCUUCAACGUAAACCCCGACAAGGGCCUUCAGUUCCUGAUCUCCCGAGGCUUCAUCCCGGACACGCCCAUCGGCGUCGCCCACUUUCUGCUGCAGAGGAAGGGCUUGAGCCGACAGAUGAUUGGAGAGUUCCUCGGCAACAGCAAAAAGCCCUUCAACAGGGACGUCCUCGAUUGUGUGGUGGAUGAGAUGGACUUCUCGGGCAUGGAGCUGGACGAAGCGCUGAGGAAGUUCCAGGCCCACAUUCGGGUGCAGGGAGAAGCCCAGAAGGUGGAGCGGCUUAUCGAAGCCUUUAGUCAGCGCUACUGCAUGUGCAACCCCGAUGUGGUGCAGCAGUUUCACAACCCGGACACCAUCUUCAUCCUGGCCUUCGCCAUCAUCCUGCUCAACACCGACAUGUACAGCCCGAACAUCAAGCCGGACCGCAAGAUGAUGUUGGAGGACUUCAUACGCAACCUGCGAGGUGUGGACGACGGAGCGGACAUCCCGAGAGAGGGGAUCUACGAGAGGAUUCAACUGAGGGAGUUGCGCUCCAACGAAGACCACGUCACCUACGUGUCCAAGGUGGAGCAGUCCAUCGUGGGCAUGAAAACAGUCCUCUCUGUCCCUCAUAGACGACUGGUGUGCUGCAGCCGCCUGUUUGAGGUGACUGAUGUCAACAAGGCCCAAAAACAGGCGGCUCACCAGAGAGAAGUCUUCCUCUUCAAUGAUCUCAUUGUGAUCUUGAAGCUUUGCCCAAAGAAGAAGAGCUCUGCAGCCUACACGUUCUGCAAAGCAAUGGGCCUCCUCGGAAUGCAGUUUCACCUGUUCGAAAAUGAGUAUUAUCCCCACGGCAUCACCAUCCUCUCGCCUUUCGGCUCAGACAAGAAGCAGGUACUGACCUUCUGCGCCCAAAGUGCCGAGGAGCUGCUCAAGUUCGUGGAAGACCUGAAGGAGUCAAUCUCCGAGGUGUCGGAGAUGGAGCAGAUACGCAUCGAGUGGGAGCUGGAAAAGCAGCAGGGAGCUAAGGCACACUCGGUGAAGAACAACGGCACACAGCUGGAGCUGCGCGGCAAACUGGGCUCCCCAUCAGGAAACCAGGAGAUCGAUGAAAGAAGUGGACAAAAUGCAGUGGAGGUGUCAAUUCACAACAGGCUUCAGACGUACCAGCUCAGCAGCAGCACGGCUCGGAGCCCCGAGAGCGCGACGCUUCUUAACCACCAGGGGGAGCCGCUUUUCCAGCAGGUGCCCCGGGGGCCGACCCCCGAGCCUGCGCGGCCGCCGUCAGCGGCGAGCUCCCCGGCCCACCUCCUCCACCCCCAGCAGCUCCAGCACCACCACCACCAGCAACAGCCGGCCGCCAGCGUGGCCGACCUGGGGCCCGAGACGCUCAUCCAGUGUCAGCAGAUCGUCAAGGUCAUCAUGCUGGACCACGGCGGCCACGGGCGGGUGGAGGCCUUCCUCAGCCAGACGCCCACGCACCACCGCUACCAGCACCACCAACACCACCAACACCACCACCAGCUCAGCCAGUCGGCCGCGUCGACGCCGGUCCGCUCGCCGGGCUGCUCCCACGGCGACGACGGCCACCAGCCCCCGCUGCCGCCCCCGCCGCCGCCUUACAACCACCCCCACCAGUACAUACCGCCCGACCCCCGCCUCGCCCUGCACCGGACCCCGAGCGGCUCUCGGAGCAUGGUGUAAAUAAAUAAAUGAGUAUUCUUUCCCCCCGAAAAACACGCACUUCCACACCGCCCCCCCCCCCCACCACCACCCUCCUCUCUACCUAUUUAACAGUACAUAAUGUACAUAUAUACAUAUAUACAAAUGGAAGCGCUAUAGUGAAAAAAAAUCAAUCUCACUUAUAUGCCUAUAUUUAAGGAAAAAAUUCACUAAAAUAAAAAAAGUUUUAAAAGGAAAAACAGAGAAAUACAGUGCAUAUAUACAAAGUUACUUGAUUCCACAUGUAUUUUGAAAUAUUAUGUAGUUUUAACAAAUUUCUAUAACUUUUUGUCGGUUUUAACUUGCUAGAGAAAACACAGCUACUUGGUUUGUGGAUCGGAGUCCCUCUGGUUUCUGGUAUUUAACCCCCGACCAGCGACAGGCACGGACCCUUCCGCUUCCGUUUUCGCUUUCAUCCUCCCCGAACCUCACGCCUACUGCGCUGCAUAGCUGACACUCAACCCCCCCCCCCCCCCCCCUCCCUCCUCGAAAAAACGUGUGCCAAAAAUUUAAAAAAAAGGCUCCACAAAAACACAGACUCCUUUUUGCACUCGACCGAACGCUAGCGCUGGAAGAAAGAAAAAGAAAAAUUCCUUCCUUUUGAAAAAGAAGAAACGGUCCUUUCACGCUUCUGCCACAACAACAACAACAACAACAAAAGAGAAAAAAAAGAAAAGUGAAUAACAAAAACUGAACAUCUGCUCCUCUGUCGUGUUGUGGCUUUUUAUCAUUGAGAAAACAAUCCGUUGUCAUCCCGCAGUGAAGAAUGACGAAUGGUGAAUAAAGGCCAGCCAAUCGCACGGAUUUCUGCCAAAACCAAAAAUUCAUCCCACGACGCUCCUUGUGUGUCUUUGACUCUUCACAUUUAACGUAUUUAAUGUCGCCGACGCCUCCCGCGAGUUCCCGCCAAGUCUUUUUCAUUCACGUUGAAGUUGCUAAAGCUAUACUGUAACCGCUCUCCAUUCAGCAUUCACAUGUGAUCCGCAUACACUGUUGUUUAUCAAACACUUAUCAGCUUCUUCAUUUAAUUUUUUUUAGUAAUGAAAAUGCUACAACUCAACUUAAACGUCGACAUCUGUGUUUAUUCUGAUUUUGCAGAAAUAUUCCAGCUUUGUGUGUUUUCUGCCGGUGGAUGAAUGCGAGACGUGAAUCCACCCCUAAAGCAUCCUGGCGGUCUCUCUUUAUGUCGCCACGACUCCCGGGUCCUGUUUACUGCUCUUUGUCACUGUUUUCUCUUCCCUCCUAACCUUUCAGUCUGACAUUUUUAAAAAGGCAAAAAAAAAAACACAGCUUGUUUUGCAAAUGCUGGCAUUAAUGGGAUUGUUGUUGCCUGGUCUGCUUUGAAUACGAACGGGACAAAAAGAAUGCAUUAUCUGGGUUAUUCUCCUUCGCCCUCAGCCUACUUUGUAAAUACCACGUUCAAUUAGUGCCGGAAAAGGGACGAGCUAGCUGCCUUUUAGCCACCUUUCAAAAUUCUAUCGCCCCCCCCCCCCGACGAUGCGUCCUUCACUCUGAAAUAAGUCACCCUGAAUCAGUCCAUCUUUUAAACAUAAGCCCCACCGGGUUCCGCGGGACGGGCAUAUAUUUAACCCCGCUCCUCUCAUCUGACCCCACCUUUCUGAUUGGUUGACUUAUUAUCACAGAGGCACCGGAGGGGCAGGUCUUAUCCCGUCAAUCUGUCCUUUUCCACUCGUUAUUUCACCCAGUGGGAAGGCAGAGGUUACACAAUAAAUGUAUGUGUGUGUGUGUGUGUGUGUGUGUGUGUGUGUGUGUGUGCUGCUCCCAGUGGCAUUCCAGCUAACCCCCCCCCCCCCAAAAAAAGGAAAUCUGACCCUCGCUCCCGUUCAGUGUGGUAAUUCUUUUGUUAUUAUCAUUCGCCACAAUAAAAAAAAAAAAAUGCGCCUUGAAAAGUAAUAGAAAGCUUUUGUGACAGUUUUGAUAAUAUCAAGUGACCAUAUAAAAAACAAAAACAUUGAAGGUUAUGCAAUACAUUUGAAUAAAUGUCAUCUAUAGUUGAUGAUAUCGACACUGAUAUUUUGGAUUUCCCACUGGUGGAUGAUGAUUGUAUGAUUGCUGAUUGAUGCGUUUGUUUAGAUCAACAUUAAUAUAUGAUUCUUCUCCCAUGCAUGCCAUCCGUUUGGAGGUCAAUCCAACUCUUAUUCGCAGAAGUUUAACAUUUUUUGUGCAUGACUGAAUGUGCUUUGAGCUCGCUCAGGGGAGAUGAAGACGACACGUUUCUUUUGUGGUUUGUAAUAUAAAAAAAAGGAAUAUCGAACACCCAUGUAAAUUGAUUUAAAAUUGCAAAUUUGAGGCUUCUAUUUUGCAAAAACAGGCCAUUUCUGUUUCUUCUGUCCUCCACAGCCCAUUCUGUGUGGGUCCCUACUUGACAAUUUAUAUAAGGAUUUUGGGAGAAAGAGACCUCCUGUGUGUGCAAUAAACAUGAAUAUGAGGCACACAGUUUUCAGUUCAUGUCUGAAAGGAAAACCAAUGUAGCAUUUUGAGAGCGGAGCGAAUGACAUGGAAGCGCAACUCUCGUUCUCUACUGAAAAAUGAAAAGGGCUCUGCCAUACCAGUGCACUGCUUCAUCCAUUAAUGUGGAUCCUGUCUGGCUCUUCAACACUGUGCUUGCUCAUACUAGUUAAAAAAAAAGAAGAAUUACUAAUAGAGUGGACAUAUUUAUUGUGAGACAAGUGGAAACUGAGUGUUGCAGAUAUCAACCAUCAACCAUCCCUCAGUUAGCUCUGAAUUCCUCUCUACUUGUCUUUGCAGUAUAUCAACAUGCUAUUAAAGAUGAUUUAAGUUUA
Molecule: messenger RNA, 7413 nt
Organism: Pungitius pungitius (ninespine stickleback)
Lineage: Eukaryota; Metazoa; Chordata; Actinopteri; Perciformes; Gasterosteidae
Product: IQ motif and SEC7 domain-containing protein 3
Biological process (GO): regulation of ARF protein signal transduction; actin cytoskeleton organization
Molecular function (GO): protein binding; guanyl-nucleotide exchange factor activity
Source: RefSeq, a predicted model, not a curated record